Nannizzia gypsea CBS 118893 is the source of this 531-nucleotide messenger RNA. RefSeq lists its product as hypothetical. NCBI's taxonomy places the organism in Eukaryota, Fungi, Ascomycota, Eurotiomycetes, Onygenales, Arthrodermataceae. The coding region runs from base 1 to 531 and encodes 176 amino acids. The record is from RefSeq and is a predicted model, not a curated record. The transcript has 2 exons.
AUGUUGCUCACGAAAUAUUUCGCCCUGAUGGCCGCGGCCUUUGCGGCUCAAGCCACUGCCCUCGCUGCCUUCUCCACCGUCUCAGACGCUUUAGAUGACUUCAAGCCCAUCAGCACUUCUAUCGAAGACCUUUCACAGAGGAUUGACAGGUCGCCAGGAGGUGUUACCGAGCUUAUGUCUAUCACCAAUGACGUUUACGAUACCUGUGACAAAGUUAAAAGGGGGCGGGCUAAGAUUGACGGCAUGGCUCCUUUUACCGAGCAAGAUGAGAUUGAAGGAAGACCUUUGAUUCGACGAAUGUUUGCUGGCCUGGCAUUUGGUAUGGAUGCCACUUCUAGGAAGGUUCCUUAUAUUAAAGCUGUUCCUGGCGGUACUCUUGUUGCCAGACGUGCGGCAAACCGUAUUAUGAAGGAGAAGACAAGAAUCCAGGAUACGCUUCAAAAGAAAAGCUCGGCUGCAGGGUUUGCUGAGUUUAAGCCAGAUAUUGACAACUUCGACAAGAAAUUUGAGGCUUUGAUGGCUAAACUCUAG